This is a messenger RNA of [Torrubiella] hemipterigena, 4721 nucleotides long. The record is from the annotation of a GenBank genome assembly. Lineage: Eukaryota; Fungi; Ascomycota; Sordariomycetes; Hypocreales; Clavicipitaceae.
UCACAGCUUGGCUUCCUUACGACACAACAAACCAUCACCUCCUCCUUUCCGCGGCAAGAUUUGUUUGCUUUUUGGGGAGCGCAGGCUAUUUGCGGCGUAACGUCGAUUGUUUAUCUUAUCCUUUCUGCUGUUCUUUUUUCGCCUUGUUCGACUAACGAGCUCGUUAUUUUUCAAGAGCGCAUUUCGUCACGUCGAUUACUCUCCGUCGCAUCCUGCACAGUUACGCAACAAAAGCAUACUACACUGCAAUCAGGCAGUAGUUCGCCAUUCUAAGCGUCCUACUUUAACCACCACUACAAACUACCAACUACCACUACCGCUGCUUGUGGCCAAUCUCUAGGCUGCUCAAUCGCCUCCUCUAGUCACCAUGGGUGUCCCCAAGUUCUUCAGAUGGCUCUCUGAGCGCUAUCCUUCGAUUUCUCAACUCAUUGCCGAGAACCGUAUACCCGAAUUUGACUGCUUAUAUCUUGAUAUGAACGGUAUUAUUCACAACUGCACCCAUAAGGAUGCGGGCGAAGACACUACAUUUCGUUUAAGCGAAGAAGAAAUGUUCAUUCGGAUAUUCAAUUAUAUCGAACAUCUCUUCGGCAAAAUCAAACCAAAACAACUCUUCUUUAUGGCCAUUGAUGGUGUCGCUCCUAGAGCGAAAAUGAACCAACAACGUGCCCGUCGUUUCCGAACCGCCCUCGACGCCGAAGUUGCGCGCGAAAAGGCAAUCAAAGAGGGCGUUGAAAUGCCCAAGGAGGAACCUUUCGACAGUAACUGUAUUACUCCAGGUACCGAGUUUAUGGCCAAGCUCUCUCAACAAUUGCGAUACUUUGUCAAUAAAAAGGUAACUGAGGAUACUGACUGGCAAGGCUGUGAAAUCGUCUUGUCAGGACAUGAAGUUCCUGGUGAAGGUGAACACAAAAUUAUGGAGUAUAUCCGCAAUGCAAAGGCGCAGCCAGGAUAUAACCCCAAUAUCCGUCACUGUCUGUAUGGACUGGACGCUGAUUUGAUCAUGCUGGGUCUCCUCAGCCACGAUCCUCACUUCUGUCUCUUGCGUGAAGAAGUCACAUUUGGACGCACAUCCAAAAACAAAUCCAAGGAACUGGAGCACCAGAAUUUCUAUCUGCUCCAUCUCUGCAUUGUUCGAGAAUAUCUGGCCAUGGAAUUCCAAGAAUUGCAGAAACCCGGCGUCCUCAGCUUCCCUUACGAUCUUGAACGAAUUAUUGAUGAUUUUAUUCUCAUGGGCUUUUUCGUCGGUAACGAUUUCUUACCGAACCUGCCGGGGCUGCAUAUUAAUGAAGGCGCUUUAGCCGCCAUGUUUGAAAUCUACAAACGUGUCCUCCCCAAGGUAGAGGGCUAUUUGCACGAAGAUGGUGAAAUCAAUCUUCCUCGGCUCGAAAUGUUGCUUGGAGAGUUGGGCAAGUUUGAGUUCCGUCAAUUCGAAUCCGAUGUGGCAGAUGAAAAGUGGUUCGCGACAAAGCAAAUGGAGCUUAAGAUGCAAGAAAAGGCCAUGGCCAACCAAAAGCCUGUCUCCAAAGGGGGGCAGCGCAUUAUCACUGCUACCCAGAGAGACCUCUGGAAGCAGAAGAUUCGUCCCUACGUUGCGCAACGAUCCAACGACGUACUCGAUCUCGGAACGAGCCUCGAAUCGGAAGAUCGCAAGUUUGCGCAAGAGAUCGCAGACGCGAUGCAUCUAGAUUGGUCCACCAAGGAAGACGACAGUGGUUUCAGACACUUGAUCAUCUCUUUCCCUCCCAGAUUGGACAGUGACGGUGACGAUGAUGACGACGAAGAAGAGGGCAACCUCGCUGCCUAUCGCGUCAUGAAGUCUUAUGACAAGGCCAUCGUCGUGGACGCCAACUCGGACGAAAAGUAUGAGGAACAGUAUCAGAAGAGCUACAAGGCAUGGAAAACCAAAUACUACUUGGGCAAGUUCGAGGAAUGGCCAGAAGACAAGUACGCAUACGAGCAGAUUCGACUCUGUGAAAACUAUGUUCAAGGCUUGCAAUGGGUUCUCUACUACUACUACAAGGGCAUUGUUUCGUGGCCUUGGUUCUACGCUUUCCACUACGCCCCAUUGAUCACUGAUGUAUCCAAAGGCAUUGGUGCGGAUAUGAACUUCAAGAAGGGUCAACCGUUUAAGCCCUACGAACAACUCAUGGGUGUGCUUCCUGACCGAAGUAAAAAGAUUGUUCCCGUCGCAUACCACGAUCUCAUGACCAAUCCUGCCUCGCCUAUCAUUGACUUCUACCCCCGAGACUUCGAGUUGGAUAUGAAUGGGAAGAAGAUGGAAUGGGAAGCUGUUGUGAAGAUCCCGUUCAUUGAUGAGAAGCGUCUCCUGGAUGCAAUGGCCACAAAGAAUGACGCAUUGACUCCGGCAGAGAAAAGCCGCAACGGCUUCGGUGUGCCAUUGAAGUUUACGUAUUCGUCGGAAGUUAACUUUGUCUAUCCCUCGCCCCUCCCUGGUAUCUUCCCCGAAAUCCAAGGAUGUCGCUGCAUUGAGAACAUCUUUGAGCUGCCUAACAUGGAGGGACGCAAAUACCUGUCAGGUUUGACUGAGGGGGCUCUCUUGAGUGCCAAUGCGUUGUCUGGUUUCCCCUCUCUCUAUACCCUGCCCUUCACUGCCCAGCUCGUAGAGGGAGCAGGCAUCAACGUUUUCCAAGCAGACAGCCGCAACCCUAGUGUUGUCGUAACACUUACAGACACUGCCAGUCGAACAAACACUGAGGGAUGGAAGGCUAAGCUAGGACAGAAAUGCUUUGUUGGAUACCCAUUCCUUCAAGAGGCCAAAAUUGUCAAGAUUGAGGAUGAGCUAUUCUCUUAUGUGCUGCAAGACGAUGGCAAGACAAUUGCUAUGAAAGAUCACAGCAACCGAGAGGCAUCUGACUUUGCCAAAGAGUCUGAGCACCUUGAAAACUGGCAUGCUAAGCGCCUUGGUAUCACCAUUGGCCAAGUGGAUACGCUCGUGACGGUGGAAAUGCUCAAGGGCCUCUUGAAGACCGAUGAUGGCGCGCUGAUCAAAGAAUAUGCCGAGAAUCCCAGCAUCAGAAAGACAUAUGCUUCACAAACUAUUGUUGAUAGCGUCACCAACGAAGAUCAGCGAUUCAUUGAGCGGGCUGCUUUGCCUAUUGAGGAAGAGUUCCCUGUUGGCACGAGAGCAUUCUUCUUGGGUGAUUACGCCUAUGGUCGCCCCCUAGAAAUCACCGGCCAUAUCAAUGGCAAGACGGAGCUCGUUCUUUCUCUGAACAAGAAUAAGGAGCCUGAAUUUGCCAAACAAGUUAUUCAGCAAGCGGAACGCAACAAUAAGUACACCCCUUCGUUUGCUGUCGCCAAACAGCUCGGCGUUCAUCCGUUGAUUCUGAGCAAGAUUACCUCUUCGUACCAGGUCCUCAGCUCUGCUGGCCUGAAACUUAAUCUUGGUCUCAACCUUAAAUUUGAGGGCCGCAAGAUGAAGGUCUUGGGCUAUUCUCGCAAAUCCAACACUGGUUGGGAGUUUAGCAACCUUGCCUUACAACUCAUUGCUGAUUACAUGGUUACUUUCCCUGAUUUCUUCGCUGCUAUUCAGCGAGAAGCACAAAAGAGUGAUGUUCACGAAUCAGAUUUGUGGAAAGAUCCCGCUGUUGCCUCUCAGCGUGUCAAAGAAAUUUCAUCAUGGUUGAAGAAGCAGGAGACUAGCAAGUUUGAGAAGGUUCCCUUGGAAGCCGAGCAGCUAGACUCCGAGAUUGUCAUGACUCUUGCUCAGGCUGGCGAGGCUGCCGGUAAGGCCGCUCAGGAGGUUGAUGUUCGCAAGCUUCGUGGUGUGCCCCGAACCGCCAUUUUGAAGCCUAGUGAUGCUGAGAUGGUCCUUGGUAGUCAAUCAUUCAAACUGGGUGACCGUGUCACCUUUGUUGCUGACCGCGGCAAGGUUCCCCUUGCUACCAGAGGCACAGUUGUCGGCAUCAGCCGAACCGCGACCGCUCUACUCUUAGAUGUGGUCUGGGACAACUCUUUCAUGAGCGGCACCACAUUGGGCGAACGUGCACCCAUGUUCCGUGGACAAACCGUCGCAGCAUCCAGCGUGCUGAAUACCACCAAUAAGCAGAUCAUUUCUGCCUCGAGCAAGUCCCAGCAGCGAAAGGACGCCGAAACGAAGAAGUCUACAACUGGAUCUUAUGGCUCUGUUGGUGUAGCCCAGUACAAAGAUGCCGAUGCGCCAGCGGCUCUCCAAGGUGGAUGGAGCAGUGCUGUCAAUGGCCGUGGAGGUAAAGCUCCUAACCUUCUCCACAGUAAUCUAGUUUAUCGUGAUGGUCCCAAUGGUAACAAGGACACAAACGGAAACGGAUCCCGCGGACGAGGUGGCCGUGGCCGUGGCCGUGGCGGUCAAGCAACAGGCAAUAGCCACGGCAACGCAGCCUCUGGUGAACCAGCCCAGAUGUACGGCAAUGUGCCUCCACCUGCGGCUCUGGAUGCCCCUCGCGGAUCAAACCGUGGUCGUGGCAGAGGUGGCAGAGGCCGCGGUGGUCCCAACAGAAGCCGUGGUGGUAACAACGGCAAUGGUGGUCAAGCCAAGCACGAAUAAUUUGGAGGUUAUAGGACACUGUCACUGUCAGUGCUAUACUCUGCAUUGCUUUGGCCGCCUUGUUUGGUACGCUGUCCAGUUGCGAAGAUAUUACAUAGUAUAUAGCUCCCAAAUCUGUCAAUCGCUUAUAUGCUUAGCAUCAAUACACACAAUCCUAUCCAAGUAUAAUACACGU